AUGUCGAAGCUACCUAGCCCAGGCGCUCCUUCCGGGGAUGCGCCUCCAAACGAAGGUCAGGCGCCUGAUGUAAUAAAGCUGUUGGAGAAGCACUUCUCCCCCGAUCCCAAUCAAGAAUCGGGUGGGUGGACGCCUCGUGGUAGCAAAGAGGCGCCCGCCAAAGACGCAGUUCUUCUUCAGUGGCGGCGCCUAGCAGUUCUCGUGGGAAAGCAUUGA
This is a messenger RNA of Linum trigynum, 216 nucleotides long. Lineage: Eukaryota; Viridiplantae; Streptophyta; Magnoliopsida; Malpighiales; Linaceae. The record is from the annotation of a GenBank genome assembly.